Molecule: messenger RNA, 2211 nt
Organism: Trematomus bernacchii (emerald rockcod)
Lineage: Eukaryota; Metazoa; Chordata; Actinopteri; Perciformes; Nototheniidae
Product: metal transporter CNNM1-like
Exons: 12
Coding region: 1-1524 (507 amino acids)
Biological process (GO): transport; magnesium ion homeostasis
Cellular component (GO): plasma membrane
Molecular function (GO): transmembrane transporter activity
Source: RefSeq, a predicted model, not a curated record
AUGAGAGCGCGGAUCUCACGGCAGCGAGUGGAGGAACUGACAGCUCUCCUCCGGCGUGUCACAACCCGCACAGCCCUUUCCGUGACGCAGCUGCUCGGCAUUGGCGUCAGCUGGUCACGUGGUGAUCCCCAUGGGUCUCCCCCACAGGAGGAGUCUUCAGAGCUGCUCAGCAUGACGUCAGCUGAUCACGUGGGGAUUCCCCAGGGUCUCCCCCACAGGAGGGGUCUCCAGAUGUGGACCGACCCCGUGCGGAAUAAAGGGAAGUCCCACCUGGCCAUCGUGCAGCGCGUCAACAACGAGGGCGAGGGAGACCCUUUCUACGAGGUGCUGGGCAUCGUGACCCUGGAGGACGUCAUCGAGGAGAUCAUCAAGUCAGAGAUCCUGGACGAGACAGACCUCUACACUGAUAACCGUACUAAGCGGCGUGUUUCUCACCAUGAGAGGAAGCAGCAGGACUUCUCCAUCUUCAAGCUGUCGGAGAACGAAAUGAAAGUGAACAUUUCUCCUCAGCUGCUCAUGGCCACACACCGCUUCCUGUCCACAGAGGUGGAGCCCUUCAAACCCGCUCACAUCUCAGAGAAGAUCCUGCUGAGGCUGAUCAAACACCCGAGCGUCGUUCAGGAACUCAAGUUCGACGAGAAGAACAAACGAUCGCCGCAUCACUUCCUGUUCCAGCGCAACAAACCUGUGGACCACUUCAUCCUCGUGCUGCAGGGUCGAGUGGAGGUGGAGUUCGGAAAGGAGGCGCUGAAGUUUGAGAACGGAGCUUUCUCUUACUUUGGGGUUCCCUCCAUCAUGCCAACAGUGCACAGAUCCCCCUCCCGCAGCAGUGGUCUGGACCGCUCUGAAACCAUGCUGAAUGGAGGCAGCUCGAGCCAACUGAGCGGCGGGGGGAACGUCUACCUGCCGGAUUAUUCUGUCCGACAGCUCACAGCCCUGCAGGUCAUCAAGAUAACCCGGAGCCACUACCAGAACGCGAUGACAGCCUCUCGGAUGGACAGCUCCCCUCAGACUCCAGAUGCAGACGCCUGCCUGGCAGAGGACGUCUCCCCGACCCCAGGACCUCCUGCUGGGCCUCGAGAUCACAGCAGCAGCACCCCCUCCUCCUCCACCCCCUCCACCCUGAUGCCCCCCCCCUCCACCCUCAUGCCCCCCCCCAGGGAGCACUACAGACCCAGCUCAGCGAGGGCCAGAGGGCAGCAGUCCGGCGUCACACCCUCCACCUCGCUGCUGAACGAGAAGAACCGCAUCGUCCGAAGCAAGUCGGACGGUCAGAAGAGUCCCAGUGAUUCAGUGUUCCUCAGGAUGGACGAGAUCCCGUACAUCAGAGAGGACAGAUCUGAGGCGGACGCACACGAUGACAUGGCCUGUGUAGCCAUAGAAACGGACACGUCUCCUUUCAUCAGCAGCCUGUCUCUGAGCGGCUCAGAGGACACACUGGGCAAGAAACUCCUGCUCAAACUCAGCCACAGGAAGAGGAAAAAAUCCCGGGAAGGAGAAAAGACACCAGAGGACAUUUCAUAACAGCCGCUGGUGAAAACCUAGCAGAGAGUGUGUGAGUGUGUGUGAACUCCACCGUCUCCUGAUGGUUCUUUAAGAUGUUUGUAAAGACGAUGUGGUUGGUAAACUACAGCUAUCAGAGUUUUAUCUGAAAAAAAAACACACACCCCCGCUGUAGGAGAUGAAGUGGUCCAUCAGCAGGAAUGUACUGAACACAUGGAUGGAAGAAACCAUUUUAAUCAAAACAGACGGGGGUCGCAUCUUUGGCAAUAUGCAUCGAACUGAAGCUUCUUCACAGGUUUUUCAUGCUUGUAUAUAAAGGAAUGACUUUGAAUGUAUAAUGUUUGUAGAAAGAUAAUAGUUUUUAUACACUAUAUACCCUCCUCAUGCAAUCACCUCUCUAAUGAAGCUAAAGGGAAUAACUGUACACAGGAAACGGAUGAAAGACACCAAAGAUGUUGCUGUUUUUGUACAUAACGCUUCUCAUCGCUCAACAGAAGUAAACUGCAUUGUGUUUCAUUUUUGCUUGUUUCUCUGCUAGAGUGGUGCACUGAUUAUAUAUUUUUGUAGGUUGACCCGGAAGACAGCAUCUACCUGGUUCCCUCGACAAAAAGCCAAUGGGAUUUGAGAAAAUAAUCUAUGUUUCAAAGAAACAUUUAUGAGGAUAAUCUCCAAAUAUUAACACCACUUUAUGAUUCUUGAAGUAAAAAG